Molecule: messenger RNA, 1221 nt
Organism: Racocetra fulgida
Lineage: Eukaryota; Fungi; Glomeromycota; Glomeromycetes; Diversisporales; Gigasporaceae
Source: the annotation of a GenBank genome assembly
AUGCCUCCAAAAUCUGAAAAACAUUGCGAAGAUCAUUUUCAAAAUCCAAAACUUUACACACCAUACCGAAAUAGAUUAUCUCCACUGUUCAGAUGGCGUGCUGCUGUUACUGCUCUCUAUCAAUAUACGGAUAUUAAACUUUCAAUUAAUCCAACUUUUAUUUCAAUUAUUGGUUUCAUUGUUUCUCUAUUACUUGGCUAUCGAACUAAUACCGCUUAUGAUAGAUAUUGGGAAGGUCGUCGACUAUGGUCAACUAUGGUAGUAUCAAUACGAAACUUAGCACGUUGUAUCUGGGUAAAUGUCAAAGAAACCGAACCCAAACAUUUACUUGAGAAAAAAACUGCCAUAAAUCUUUUAUUAGGUUUUGCAAUAGCAGUUAAACAUUAUCUUCGUGAAGAAGAUGGAGUUGAUCAUCCUGAUUUAAAACCAUAUAUUACAAAUAUAAAAUCAAGUCUUCCAGCAUUUCAACCGCUUGAUAAAAAAAGUAUUUAUAAAAACCCUUCGGGUUUUAAAAAAUGGUUUUCUCGUUCUACAAGUACAAGUGAAUUAGGUGGUGAUUCUAAAAAUAUUGUUAAUCAUAAUUUACCACUUGAAAUCUCUUUUUAUUUAUCUUCAUAUAUUAGACAACAAAAAAUUAAUAAUUCUACUGAUGAUGCAACUAUAGGUAUCAUGUAUAGCAAUUUAUGUACUCUUACUGAUUGUUUAUCAAGUUUAGAAAGAGUUCUUAGAUCUCCUAUUCCCCUUGCUUAUUCAAUUCACUUGGCUCAAACUACUUGGUUAUAUUGUUUGAGUCUUCCAUUUCAAUUGGUUUCUGAUAAUGGUUGGAUCACUGUGCUUAUAACUUUUUUUGGUACUUUAACUUUAUUGGGUGUUGAAGCGAUAGCAAGUGAAAUUGAAAAUCCUUUUGGUAAAGAUGAAAAUGAUUUAGAUCUUGAUGAUUUUUGUGGAAUUCUUAAAUUAGAGCUUGCAAAUAUGGUGGCUCAUAAAGCUCCUUCUAUGAAUGAUUGGGUUUAUUCUUCGGAAAAUCACCCUUUUGAAACUGAUAACAUUACUGCUACCGAAGCAAAACAUUUAAAUAUAGAUGAGGUUAGAAGUAUAUUGGAAGAGGAUAAUAGAAAAUUAAGCCGUCUUUCGGAAAAACGGUCUAGAAAAAGCACUUCUGAUUCUGAUGAUUCUGAUACAUUAAAUCAAAAUGAAAUCUCUAUUCAUGUUGAUUCAUAA